UAUCAAUCCAACCACAUGUACUUUUUUAAAAGCCAAACAUCAAAUACAUAUAGGCCUGUUGGAUAAUCGACGUUUUAAACUCACAUCGUAUUAAAUCUGAUACCAAACGAGAGAUGCCAAAAAAAGUGAUAACAAGGCGUCAGCGCAAAGCUGCAGAGUCCAAGCGAAAAGCCGAAGAAGAAGCGCAUCAGAAAGGACCUGGAUCCUUACAAACGGGGGGUGUGAAUAAAUGUGACGAACCUGGUAUCGGAGGUGACAAACCUACUGACGCAAUCCCAACUGUUCAAACUAGAGAUUUAAUGGUAAGCAAAAGAGCUGAAGAAAUGCCCAAGGUGUUUUUGGGUAGAAACAAGAAGGAUGGCAAGCCAAAACUACCGACUUCGAAUCAAGCUGGCGAUAAAUUACAGAAUACGGAUCAACCAUGUGAUGCUCUGCAAAAAAUUCGAAAAUCUAGUCAUAGAAAAUCAUUUCUCUCAGAGGUCAAAAAAAGUGCCUUGAACUUGGAACAAGUUUUUACUACCUCUACUACAUGGUAUGACCAGAAUAACAAGUCCCUUUCACAAGAAUCAAUGAUAGCCAGUAAAGCGACUGACACUAUUAAUAUUAGAACAGCUGCUAACUCGGUCUUCCCAUUGGUAUCCAAAUUUUGCAAACAAAUUAAGUCUCAUUUGCAUACGGUCCUUCCCAAGCGAAACGGUCUGGUGUCAAGUCCCCAACAUCUAAAGGAAAAAGGAGCCCAGCGAACUCCAGAUUUUCAGUUGAAGGUCAACGAGCUCAUGAGUUUAAAGACGGAACCUUUGCUGGGAUCGGGGAUAAAUAUCCAAACUGAUCAGAACCGCGAAGGAGAAAGUUGGACCCCGGCUGCCCUUCCAAUGGUGCCGAGUUCGGAGACAAAUCCGAGCUCCGGGUACGAAGCACCACUAAAGGUCUUGGGCAACACGGGCUACUUUAUUUUGACAGGCACAAAUGCUCGGCAGGCCCUUCAGCUUACUGAACUUGCGAGAAAGAAUGUUGAUGUCCAAUCAUAUUUGCAGCUACCAUCCGAGAUGAUGGAUCAAGUGGAACAACAGAUAGCUGAGCUCGACAGAAACCGUGAACAAAUUCUGGAGAAGAUGCGUAAUAAGCAUACAAUUCUGGCACAACCACGAGCAUCGCGAGAAAAGAAGCAGCACAAAACACAUAAACAAAUCUAAUCAUUUUUAAGACUUAAUACCGUGAAACCAAAUAAAAGGUCCAAAGAAUGCAAA
Messenger RNA from Drosophila subpulchrella, 1247 nucleotides. RefSeq lists its product as uncharacterized. The coding region runs from base 114 to 1193 and encodes 359 amino acids. NCBI's taxonomy places the organism in Eukaryota, Metazoa, Arthropoda, Insecta, Diptera, Drosophilidae. The transcript has a single exon. The record is from RefSeq and is a predicted model, not a curated record.